AUGUUAUUGCUAGCCAUUGGAGACUUUCACAUUCCUGAUCGUGCCUCAAGUAUUCCGGCAAAGUUUACGAAACUGCUGGCACCGGGUGACAAGAUUCAGCAGGUUCUUUGUUUGGGAAAUGUUUGCGAGUCACCAAGCACAUUAGAAUUCCUGAAGGGCAUAUCACCAGACUUUCAGAUGGUCAAAGGAGAAUUUGAUAGAGAUCUAAGUUUACCCACCAGUUUAGUAUUCAAUUAUGACAAACUGAAGAUAGGGCUCAUCAACGGUUUCAACGUGAUUCCCAACGCGGAUCCUCUAAGUUUACUGACUCAAGCAAGAUUGAUGAAUGUUGACGUAUUAGUGAGUGGAGGGACGCAUAAGAUUGAGGCUUAUACCUUAGAUGGCAAAUUCUUCAUCAAUCCAGGCAGCGCAACCGGUGCAUUUACAACAAAGGCUCCCUCAAAAGCGGACUUGGAAGCUUUAAAUGUCGAUAAGAAUUUGGCUGAAGACAAAGAAGAGGAUAAUGACGGCAAGGAAGAUAAAGAUAACAAGGAGAGAGAACAUCAAAAACAGGCAAAUGAAAAGACGUCAGAGAAACCUUCACCUCAAACUUUCAAGGGUGAAACAUCCAACCAGGUAACUCCGGACGAAGAUGAUCUUGAUAAUAUAAAUACAGACUCCCUGGAGCAGCUGGACCCAAUUCCAAGUUUCUGUCUGCUUGAUAUUCAAGGAAAUGUUUGUACAUUGUAUUUGUACACAUGCAUUGAUGGAGACGUCAAGGUAGACAAGGUGAGCUAUCGUAAAGAAGACUAG
Molecule: messenger RNA, 792 nt
Organism: Komagataella phaffii GS115
Lineage: Eukaryota; Fungi; Ascomycota; Pichiomycetes; Pichiales; Pichiaceae
Exons: 1
Coding region: 1-792 (263 amino acids)
Biological process (GO): intracellular protein transport; retrograde transport, endosome to Golgi
Cellular component (GO): retromer complex; endosome
Source: RefSeq, a predicted model, not a curated record